Molecule: messenger RNA, 8824 nt
Organism: Athalia rosae (coleseed sawfly)
Lineage: Eukaryota; Metazoa; Arthropoda; Insecta; Hymenoptera; Athaliidae
Gene: Sema2a
Product: semaphorin-2A
Exons: 11
Coding region: 1414-3606 (730 amino acids)
Biological process (GO): neural crest cell migration; negative regulation of axon extension involved in axon guidance; negative chemotaxis
Molecular function (GO): chemorepellent activity; semaphorin receptor binding
Source: RefSeq, a predicted model, not a curated record
UUGUUAGUCUUGCCGCGGCGGUUGAUAAGCGGGGAUAUACGUCGUUCGGCCAAUAUUCGAAGACAUAUUUUCAGUGUUUAGAACAUUACCUUGAUUCGAAGAACGUCGAGAAUGCGAAAAUUAUGUUCCACGAUGCCGAACGAAGGAGCCCGAUGACGCGGCUCAUUAUUUUCUAAGCUCCGGAGGUUUUCUCGUUCUUCGUUUCUUUGAUUUUUUAUUUCCUUUUGUUUCCCGUUCAUUUUCGAGUUCGCUCGACGAUCGAAGCGGCGAUUUUCAACUGAAAAAUGUGCAGGCAAUAAAAAGAUAACAAUCAGUGGACUAUGAUAGUUAGUGAUUUUUUAGCAACAACGGUUGCCAAAAUUCCGCACUCCCGGGACGAUUGUUUCGAUUUACGCUGGUUUGAACCCAGUACCAUUGAAAUUGUGGAAAAGUUGUAGCCGAGAAAAUAAAAUAUUGAAUUAUGUGAUAACGAAGAGACGUGGUAUCAUGUGAUUAAUUUUUCUGUUCACUUCAUUAUUUCGUUUUAACGUAUGAUUUUACUCCGCAAACGAAUGGGAUCAUUGACCGAGCGGGAAAUAAAUCACAGGCUAUCGAAUCACACGUGAUUUUAGCGUUGAUUUUUAAAUACCCACGAGCACGUGGGUUCUCGAUUUUCAUCUAUUCCGUUGUUCGUAAAUUGACUGGAAUGGGUAAGAAAUCAGUCGGUCGUUCGUUCAAAGUCAACAACUGCAACUAGUGGGGAGGUUGUACUUCUAGCCAAAUCAAAUACUGACGAUAGCGCGAGAUAACGUAUAAUGUUGUGGCCAUCCUGCAGAGAUAAACUGAAAGAAACUCGAAACUAAUUUACCGAAGAGGAGAUAUUCAAAGUUCCUAUAGCACGAGAAUCAUCGGCAAAGUUCGACAAGAAAAACAGAAUGAACGUGUAAAUGGAAGAUAGAAAUCCGAGCGUCCCGCGUUGUUCUUCUCUCCGAGAAAUUCCUCGUCUUUUAUUCUACGUUGUUUGAAAAAUCAACGCUUAUUUUGGUAUCCGUCGGUGAAUGUUCCGCUGCCUCCUCCGCCGCCGUUACACUCCUCGGGGAACCGACUAAACCGUGGCUAACUCCGGAGCGAACGAGUCGCAAAGGGCAACAGCCGCACGACGCGGACGCUCAACUCUCAAGGGCAGACGCCAAGCGAGCCGCACGCUCGCCGGUUUUUAGUUUCGCUUUUUGUGUGACCGGAGUGACCGUAAUUUUCAAAAACGAUAUAGAAAAUUUUCAGAGGUUCUCGCACAGAGUAUAAUCCCAAGUGAAACCACCCAUCGCCCAAGUGAUUUCCGGCGACGAUUUCGUCAGAAUUUUCGCACGCUCUGAAAACAGUGGUGAUUUUUCGAUACUCCGCACGCUCGCGGAAGCGAAAUAAUUGGAAUAAAAAAUGAAACGCCGUUUACCGGAUGUUAUUAUCCUGAUUAGGGCAGCUGUCCUUGCAGCUGUUCUUUCGGAACUCGGGGUCCUAUCCAGUCGACCCGCUGGCGCUCAUCCUGGCCACGCUUAUUUCGAACAACCAUGCUGCGGACAUUCUCAUCUGCGCCAUCACAAAGAACACGUGAGGGAAUUUAGCUGCGGGAUGCUUUACUACAGAACACUCUACCUGGACAGUAAAAGAGACGCUCUCUACGUCGGUGCGAUGGACAAGGUGUUCAGAUUAAACCUGAGCAACAUCAGCCAUUCGAACUGCGAGAGAGAUGCUCUCAACCUUGAACCCAGCAACGUGGCUAACUGUGUUUCGAAAGGAAAAUCAGAGCAUUUCGAUUGCCGAAAUCACAUACGAGUCAUACAACCUAUGGGAGAGGGAAAUCGACUGUACAUGUGCGGCACCAACGCGCACUCACCCAAGGAUUGGGUGAUUUACAGUAAUUUGACGCACCUCCCGCGUCACGAGUUCGUUCCAGGUGUUGGAAUGGGCAUAGCGAAAUGCCCUUACGACCCCGCCGAUAAUUCUACGGCGGUUUGGGUCGAGAAGGGAAAUCCCGGUGAACUUCCGGCUUUGUAUUCCGGUACAAAUGCCGAGUUCACUAAAGCGGAUACGGUCAUCUUCAGGACGGACCUGUACAAUCUUACUACCGGUAGAAAGGAAUUCAGUUUCAAACGGACCCUUAAAUACGACUCCAAAUGGCUGGAUAAACCAAAUUUUGUGGGUUCCUUCGACAUAGGAAGUCACGUAUUUUUCUUCUUCCGCGAAACGGCGGUCGAGUAUAUAAAUUGUGGCAAAAGCGUUUACUCGCGAGUAGCUAGAGUGUGCAAACGGGACACCGGAGGAAAAAAUAUACUGGCCCAAAAUUGGGCGACCUAUCUGAAAGCCAGACUGAACUGCUCCAUCCCUGGAGAGUUUCCUUUUUACUUUAAUGAAAUACAAAGUAUUUACAAAGUUCCUGGCGACGACACACAUUUUUACGGUACAUUUACAACGUCGACGAACGGUCUGAUGGGCUCGGCCAUUUGUUCGUUUCACGUUGACGCUGUUCAGGAAGCUUUUCGUGGCAAAUUCAAAGAACAAGCCACGAGUAGUAGCGCCUGGCUUCCAGUUUUGUCCAACAAAGUACCUGAACCAAGACCAGGACAAUGCGUGAAUGAUACCGAAACACUGCCGGACACUGUACUCAAUUUUAUCAGGUCGCAUCCGCUCAUGGAUUCCGCUAUUUCGCACGAAAAUGAGAAACCAGUUUUCUACAAACGGGACAUCAUGUUAACCAGACUCGUAGUUGAUAAAUUGAGAAUCGAUUUCGUCGGAAUGGAUCUCGAUUACACCGUCUACUACGCGGGUUCCAGUGACGGAAGAGUUCACAAGGUUGUCCAGUGGCUCGACGGUAAUGGAGAAUCGCAAUCGAUCCUGUUGGACGUUUUCGACGUAACUCCGGGCGAGUCGAUUCAAGCAAUGGAGAUAUCCAAAGAGCACAAAGCUCUUUACGUUGCAUCGGAUCAUAGGAUAAAACAAAUAGACUUGGUAAUGUGUUCGAGACGUUACGACAACUGUUUGAGAUGUGUUCACGAUCCUUACUGUGGUUGGGACAAGGACACGAACACUUGCAAGCCCUACGAACCUGGUCUUCUUCAAGACGUUUCCAACAGUACGGCGGACGUGUGCGACAGUAGUGUUGGUAAAAGAAAAUUGGUAGUGACUUGGGGUCAGUCGGUGCAUUUAGGAUGUUUCGUUAGGAUGCCCGAAGUGCUGGCAAAUCAGGAAGUGCGGUGGUACCACUACAGUAAAGAAAAAGGAAGGUAUCAAAUAGUUUACAAGUACGGUGCCGGUGGCGAUAAAUUCAUCGAGACAUCGGAAAAGGGGCUUGUUAUCGUUGGAGUUAACGAACAAGAUGCCGGGAGGUACGACUGUUGGCUUGGCGGAGCUUUGUUAUGCUCGUACAACAUCACCGUCGACGCUCACAGAUGUUCGGCCCCGGCAAAAUCGAACGAUUAUCAAAAAAUAUACUCCGAUUGGUGUCACGAAUUUGAAAAAUACAAAUCGGCCAUGAAGAGUUGGGAGAGAAAACAAGCGCAAUGCGCGUCAAGGCAAAACGACAGCAAUCAGAACGUUCACACGAACGAGGUGUACGGUUCUUCUCUGGUCUGAUGAAUCUUUGAUUCGAGUAUCCGAUCUUCGCUUUCUGCUGCAGAUUUUCACGGUAAAGAACAAAACAAUUAAUUCUCAAUAAUAAUUAUUAUUAAAAGUAACAAGAAUAAUAGGAAUAAAAUUAAUAAUACUAAUCGUAUUGAUGAUUUACCUUCAAAAUGGAGACAAAUAAAUCAGAUGACGAUUCUCGCGAAAUAGAAAUUCUAUACAUAUUCGAAACGGUGAGCAAAAAGUGCACAAGUGCGAUAUCAGAUUACCGUUUACUGAUGUGUCUACAUCUACUCACGUAGAAUAUCUAUGCAUAAAACUUACGGAAAUCGCAUCGAUUGUUAUUAUUAUUUUAUAAAACUGAACCAUCGUCGGCGUUUGGCAAGGAUUUUAAAGCUGAAAAAAAGAAAAAUUGAUGAAAACAAAAACAACAAUCAUGAAAUCAUGAAAUACCCAACACAAACAAAUCACGACUGUACAUUACGAUACAAAUAAUAAUAAUAAUAACAAUACUAAUACUAAUACAAUUUUUGGCUGCACAGUAGCGACUAUUAUUACAUAGUACAUACGUCGAUAUGACAUGGUCGCUGCAGUUUCCUCUAGGGCUGCUAUAUUGUAUAAUAAUAAAUCGACGAUCAUGAUAAUACUAAUAAUAACAAUAUUAAUAAUAUUAAUGAAAAUAGUAAUAAUAAUAAUAAUAAUAUUAAUGAAAUAAUUCCGACAAGAAUGAGAAAAAUAAUGAUUUCUUUUACAAUCGCUUGCUGUAAAUAAGCGUGUCGAUAUACGUAUAUAGGUAUAAAUGACGAAUAAAUAAAUGAAUGGAUAAAUAAUUGAAUAAAUAACGAGGUGGUGUACAUGUAUAAUGAUAGGUCUGGGUCUAAUCUAAUUAUAAAUCAUAUUCUGUGAAUAGAAUUUUCAAUCGCGAUGCCAAAAAUCGAAUGAUUUUAUUACGUUCUUUGGUAUUUUGACACCACGAUAACUUCCUUUCUAUUUUAUAAUUCAUCUUUCACAAUUAGUCUCAUUUUUCAUUCAUUGUCAGACCAAACUCUUUUGAAAUAGAAAUUUUAACUUUCGUCGGGCUACGUUGUAAUCCUUCCAUCAAAAUAUUUUGCAAUUGGUUUUUAACAAAUUUCAGAAAUCUGAUGGCGAGGGAGUAAAAAGGUAGGAUUUUUUUCAAGUGCGUAUGCAGGCCCAAUUCAGAUAACAUCGCUAAUAAAAUACCUACAUACCUAUAUACAUGCGUAUGUAUGUAAAGUGAGUAUGUUUUCUUAUAGACCUGUGAUAUAAAUAUGUAUUGAAAGCUGCUGGUGUACGAUUUUCCGCGUUAAAAGAAAAAAGUAAUAAAUAAUGAUUAAAAUAUUAUUAAUAAUGAUAACAAUAAUAAUAAUAAUAAUGAUACGCAUAUGCGUAUGCGUAUGCGUAUAACACGUUACAUAUUAUGCCCAAUAAUAGAACACGUAACAUAUUAUGCCCAAUAAUAUUGCGGUGUUUAGAAGUGCGGGAGUACAUACAUGAUAAUAUAAUUGUAUAAUUUAUUCAAUAAUGACAAAAGAGAGAGAGAGAGAAAAAAAAAAUGAAAAUAAUGAACAGAUAAACAAGUGAAAUAAAAAAUGAUAGCGCACCAGUUUGUUGAAUGUAAUAAUUAAUUGAUAAUAUUAUUGAUAAUAUUUAUUAUUAUUGCUCUCGCACAUGGCUGAAAACAAUCAUAAAUGUCUUACUUAGAAUGUUAUCAACUUAAAUGCAUUUCACCUGUAUAUGUAUGAUUAAUGUACGUGCGAAUCAUGAAAGCGUCUGAUUUACCAGUUCAAGUAUUUAGAAACAGGGAGAGAAAAGUAAAAGUCGAGAGAAUAAAUGAAGGAACCAACUGGCCGAAAGAUAUUUGAAGUAAUACAGAAAAAAAAAAAAAACUUUGGAGUAAAGUAAUGGUGACAAAGAACAGGCUUUCAGCUUUGGCUCUGCAGUUUAGCGAAGAAUGAUGAUUUUUUUUUUUUCGUAGUAUGAAUGAUAAUGUGAAAGGACUCCACCUUUCUCUUCAGAAUAUUCCGGUUUACCCGAAGUGAAUAUUACACUAUUCGUAAUUCUUGCCUUUUUUAUUAGUUUGUAAAUAAUUAUAUAAAUUUUUAAUAUAGGUACAGUAUUUUUUUAUAUAUUCCUACUUUCAUUGAUGCAUUUGAUUUCAACGUCCGUCUCUCUUUUUUUUAUAUUAUUCUAUUUACUGCCCAUUACACUUUCAAUAAUAAUGAUAAUGAGUAACAAACAUAGCGAUGUAGCAACGACGAUUACUUACGGGCAACAUCGAAUCCCACAAGUAAGUUUUUCGGUUGGUAUUGUUGCUGUUAUCAGUAUUACAACAAUUACUAUUAUUAUUGUCAUUAUCAAUGUUAUCAUUUCUGUACAAAGUCAUUAAUAUUCUCUCCUUAUCUUUUGUUUCGAAUACAAGGAAGAAACAGAAAAAAAAAAUGGAAAUGUUGAAACAAUAGAAAAAUUAAUCGAUGACUCUGUUGUUGAUAGUAUUGAUUUUUGCAAUUAUAAAAAAUACUAAACAUGAUUGAAUGAAACCUUUUGAAGUUUAGUCAAGUUUAGUAAUAACAAUUAACGUAAUAAUAUUAUUAAUGAUAAAUUUAUGACACCUAUUGUAAAAUACACAUAUAUAUAAAUGAAUUCUGGAUCUAAAUUAUGGAACCGAUUACUUUUGUAUCCCGCAUAACUGUAGCUAUACUUUAAUAUACAUUUCAAUGGUAGUCACAUCCAUGGAAAAAUAAUUGGUCGGAAAAAAUAUAUAAGAACAAAGAAUUAGAAAAAAAAAAACCAAACAAAUGGAACAGAAUACGUGCGAUGCAUUCUACACGUAAUAAACUAUGCAGACAUGGGAAAAUAAUUAAAUUGUAUAAUAAUAAUAGCCACAAUGAUCAUUCGCAUGAAAUAAUGAUUAUCGAUGACUUAACGAUACAAAUACUAUUAUUAUUAUUAUUUGAUCAUCAUGUGAUUUCAUUAUACAUAUUAUAGUAAUAUUUUAUAGGUAUAUAUGAGCUUCAAGAAAAAAAAAUAAGAAUAAUAAUAAGAAUAAUAAUAAAUGAAUGAAAAAUAUGAAAAUAAAAGUAAAAUAAUUCGAAAUAAUCAAGAAGUAAUAAAAAAUGAACACAAGUAUUGAUUAGUAUUACGAUUGAAUAUAAUUUUAGUGUAAUUUCAAUGAUAAUAUUAUUAAAAAUAAUAUGAUGCUAAUGAUAAUAAUAACAAUAACAAUAAUAAAAAUAAUAAUAAUAAUAAAGGAUCAUGGUGUAAGAGAAUCAAUAAUUCAUAUAAAUUAUGCUAACUAUUAUACAUAAACACAGCAGAACGAAGCGGACAAGAGAAAAUGAAAUAAAUCAAUGAACGAACUCAACGAUUUGUAAUAGAACGUGAGGAGAGAAAAAAAAAAAUAAAAAAAUGAUAUGGAAUAAUAUAACGAUACUUAAUGAUAGGUUUACCCUUCGACACACGUCAGCUGACAGAGAGUCUUCUUAUUCGAAAAGUCGGAAGUCGUGAUUACGGAAAGCAAUCUUGAAAAAAAAAAAAAAUGAAAACUGAAGUUGUUAGACUUAUUAUAUAAUAUAGAAUUUUUAAGAUACCGAUUCAAUAUUUAACGAUCAAUAGGAGAUGAGAGAGAAAAGAGAAAAUUAUCAUUAUUAAAUAAUACAUAUUGACACGAUUUGGUCUGAUCGAUCGUCAUACCGGAAACGAAAUAAAAAGACACAAAUGAAAAGAUAUCCUAGUAGAAGAUAUUUUAUUUGGCGUUACGGAAAAUACAAAUAAGUGAUCAGUUCAAGUAAAAUAUAAUUUUAAUUAACAGCCGUCAAAAAAAACUAGAACUCUAAUAACAAUCUUGUAAUAUUUAUAUUUUCAGUAACACCGAUAGAUUUAAUUUGAUCAGAAUAAAAAUGAAAUUGAAGAGAGAUCAGAAAAAAUAUACCGAGACACAUUUUAGGACAUAUUAUACCGAAUUGAUCAUACUUACAUGCAGUGUUAAUUGUAUAAUAAUGAUUAUUGUUAUUAUCAUUAACGAAAAUGGUUAAUGAUAAUAAUCGUAAUGGUAAUAACAACAAUAUGAAUGAUACAAUCAUUUGGUAUAAAUCUAUAUAUAUGAAUAAUGAAUAAUACUAAUGGUGGUCACUCCUUGAAAUCCCUAUACAUAAAAUAAUAAUAUUGAUCAUAUAUAUUAUUAUAUUAUUGAUGCGAUAAGAAAUAGCUAAUAACGACUUACUAUUGAAUAUCAUUAGGAAUAGCCAAUGACUGUAUAUUAGUUUUACAAAAAGAAAAAGAAAGAAAGAAAAAAAAAACAAUGAAAAAAGAAAUAUAUACUACCUUCUUUUUGAGUUUUUUUUUUUUGUGAAUUUUAUCUCUUCUACUUUUGAUUGGGAUAUCCAUUUUAAACGUGACUUUUACAUCGUAUUUUUAGUUUAUCUGAAAUCAGUACGCUAUAUAUAAUCUGUAUAGGUUCUAAUUAUUAUUGAUAAUCAUUGAAAAAUCAUGCACCCUACAUAUUAUUAUUAAUAUUGUUAUUAGCAUUAUUGUUAUCAAGAUUUAUAUAAAUGUGAUCACAACCUCGAACGCCAUCAACUGAAAUAAUCGAAUUAUCGUUCCUUUGAAACUCAUCGUUUUUUUUACUCUGACAUUACGCAAAUCUGAUUUAUUAUAAUUCGUUACAAAUACUCGAAAAAACGUGAGAGAAAAAACUACACUUCCCACAGAAAGACACACGUUCAUUAUUAUAAUUAAGAUUAACAAAUCGAACACGCGGGCGACGAAGAGGACGAACAAAGAAUAAAACAGGAUAACAUCAGCCGAAAAUUGUAUCGUACGAUUACCAUUAAAAUUACUCACAUGAUACAUUGGCGAAAAUGAAACACCUAUACAAAUAUACUUGGGUACGUAUCGUAUAAGUUGACAAAAUAAUUCAUGAGAUGAAAAAGUGAAAAAAAAGAAACCAAGGAAAGAACAAUUACGAACGGCGUAAGAUAAUUCUUUUUAGAUAUUCACCUAUACUGUAUACCUAAACCUAAACAUUCAAUCGCUAUUUUUAUCAAAAAACAAAACUAAGAUGAAGAAAACAAAAGAAUCUAAUAAUAACGAUAAUGAUAAUGAUAAUGAUAAUGAUAAUGAUGAGAAAAAAACCAACCAUGUUGAAAAAAAAAUCUUUAAUAGUUAUCCAUUGUUCACUAUUGCUAUAAUAAAGUUUUGCUUUAAUAAAUGA